This is a messenger RNA of Oncorhynchus nerka (sockeye salmon), 6778 nucleotides long. Its product is annotated as nocturnin-like. The record is from RefSeq and is a predicted model, not a curated record. Bases 5213 to 6412 code for a protein of 399 amino acids. The transcript is spliced from 3 exons. Lineage: Eukaryota; Metazoa; Chordata; Actinopteri; Salmoniformes; Salmonidae. Gene Ontology annotation, biological process: circadian rhythm. Gene Ontology annotation, molecular function: poly(A)-specific ribonuclease activity.
AUGUUGGAUGGGCAAGGAGGCAUGGCUGAGCCAAAUAGGAAUCCUGACUUAAUGAAGUGGUGAUUUUAAAGAGCUCAGCCAUGUCCUUCUUGUCAGUAACAACCACAUCAACUUUAAGGGACAUGGGCAGCUGUGAAGAGGCGUGUUUAUUCUCCAGAUCUUUAACCAUUUUCCAGAACUUCUUGGUGCUAGACCCACAGAGAGAGAACUGCUCCUUAAAGUAACUAACUUUUGCCUUCCGGAUAGCCUGAGUGCACUUAUUUCUCAUUUGCCUGAACGAGAGCCAGUCUGCCUGAGUAUGCAUGUGCCAAGCCUUUCAUCAAAUGCAAUUCUUGAGGUGGAUCAAGAAUUACUGCCAGAUCACGGUCGAACCAGGGGCUGAACCUGUUUUUAAUUUAAAAAUUCUUUAUGGGGCGUGUUUGUUAACAAUAUCACUGAAGAUAUCAAGCUAAUUCUAUACCAAUUUACAGAGGUCAUGAAGGAAGGCUUGCUUAUGAAAGUUUCUUUAGCAAGUGUCUAUGACAAAUCAGGGCAGGACGUUUCACUGAGCAGCCAUUACACAAACAGGCUGUAAAACAGUGAUCACUAAGGUCAUUACAGAAAACACCAGACUAGUUAUCCUCACAAAUAAUCAUGAGAGGAGAGUAGCAUUUUCUGGGUGUUUGGAGUCACCUUGUGGGAUUGGUAAUAAUCUGAGAAAGAUUUAGGGAGUCCCAUUGCUUUAAGACUUGGUCAGGUAGUUUAAUUAAGCAUGUCCCAGUUUAGGUCACCUAGCAGGACAAAUUCAGACUUAGUGUGUGGGGCCAGGAGAGAGCUUAGGGCAGGUAGGGUACAGGCCGGUGCUGAUGAAGGAUGAUAACACCUCGCAACAGUCAACGAAGAGAUAAUGCUUAAAACCAGCAAAUAAAAUUGUUUGUGGACAGACUUGGUGGAGACAUCAGAGCACUGACGGUGAUCCUUGUUUACCAUACCGUGGGACAGACUUUUUAGCCAACUAGAUAUUAGCCAGCCUAGCCAACAAUCACGGUUAUGGUCGGCAAGCCAGGGCCCAAUAACUGGAGACCAGCUAGAACACAACUAAAACAUAACCACAGAACACAAGCAAAGAGAGAGCAGAGACUUACAGAUUGUUGGUUGGGGCCCAUCCAAUAGUGAAAGAGGGCAGGCUGAGUUGGCUACCAAAGCCAGGGGAGGCAGGUGCUUCACCGGGCCGAGGGAGAGUCGGUGAGGGAAAUCCAAUAGCUAUAUAGUGAGAGAGAACCAAAAUAGAUGGAUUCCAGAUGUCAGUCAAAUAGGGCACUAGCACUAAGCCAAUGUGGGAAAGGUUACAGAACUCCCAUAGCCUACUUCAAAGAGAACAUGCCAAAAAGUUGACAAAACAAAAUAGAGAAAAGACAAGGUACUACACAAUUAGCGCAAGAAGGCACAAGAGCCUGCCGUGCUAAUGAGUUCCCACUAGAUAACACAGCCACAAAGUCUGUGAAGCGCUUGAGCUAGCUACAGAGUUAGCAUAUGAACUCGGGAGCACAGAGUAGAUUCUCCAUAUGGUGUAUAGUGCAAACUCAUGCUUCCUACCCUUUUUAAGACUGUAAAAUCACCAGGAAAUCAGAUCAGUGAUUUUAAUUUAGGAAAUCUGUUCCCAAUGUAAGCAUGUUUGAAAUCAUUGUUUUUGUCAUACUAUAUCUGUUUGGGCUACUUGCAGUCAACUUGCAGUGUACAAAUGAUUUAUGAUGUUCCGACCCUCCGCUCAAGACCCCCGGUCUAGCCUCUAACCAUUUACUGUAGUAUAAAAACAGGUAUGCUUCCUAGGCCAUCUCUAUUCAACCACUCCGCUAAAUGGCUCCAACAAGACAAAAGGUUAGACCAAAAAAUAAAUGGCGACCUCAUUACAGUUAUGCAACACUAAUCUCAUUAAAACUGGCAGCACACGUUUUCCUACCCAUGGUGACUGAGGAGGAGAUCAGAAGGGUUGAGUUAUUUUAGGUUCUGUCAUGUCUGUAAAAUCAGGUCAUGGUGAGAGAAGCCCUUGUACCUCUCAGCUAAUAGUACACUGAUAUAUUAAUGUCUAGAGUGUGGAUGAGGGGGUUUCAUCUAAAUUAACCCACUAUUCCCGAGGAUUUAACAUUAAAUUAUUUUAUUGGUUUGACUCCACCAGUGGGUUAAACUUAUCCAAUGAUGAUGGGUAUAAAGUAUAAACCAAAAUAGCUUAAUUUGGGUUCUCCCUUAAAGCUAGAAUCCCAAGUUGCUAUAUCCAUUGUGGACUUUGGUUCUUGAAGAUUUUAACUUAAAUGUCUCAUGAGCUUAGUUCAACUGUCGUACCUUAUCAGAACCCAAAAUAUAAGAUUGUUAUACGCCAAUGUUUGUAAACAAAGUAAAUGUAAACAAAUACUGUUGCCUCCAAAACAUGGUCAAAACUAUAAUUGUGAUAUCAUAGAUGGUCAGUUCUUGCAUACAUAGCUCUCACUUUGAAUAUUUCUCCAGGUUCAUCCCUCAGCUGUUUACCGAAACACAGACCGGUUGACCACUUUAUUUCAAUUAAGGAGUCCAGCUUUAAGAAUGCACACAGUUAGUUUUUUCAUUGUCUCAUAUUUCUUGUGUUUUCUUACCUAUAUUAUUAGUUUUAUUACUGCAUUGAUGAUAAAGAGCUUGCAAGUAAGCAUUUCACUGUACUGUUUUACACCUGCUGUAUCCUGUGCAAGUGACAAUCUUUGAAACAAGCACACGCUCAGAAACACUCUGAAAAUGAGGGGGCCAGGCUAUUUUGCUGUUCCCCUUACAUCUCCCUCCUGUCCAUGGACAGGAGUUCAAGGGGCAUUGGGGUCCAGACCCCCUGCUUCCCAAAUGUUUUAAUUUUAGUCUACCUGGCUACCUAGCCUCUGUCAUGCUCCCAUCCUUCAUUUGAUAAUUGCCUGGAGCAGUCAUGUGAUUGUCUCAUUCAACGCUGAUGUUUAAAUGUAGGCCCGUAGAUAGGCCUGGCCUGCUGUGCUGUCAAUGCAGUAUUUUUAUGGAGAAGAACAGAUUUUAGGUCUACAGUAUAAUUGAGUAGGCCUAGAUACCAAUUAUUGAAACGGUUUCCUUCGUCUCCUUUCUUUUAGCUUUUGUCCUCUAGGGAGAUGGUAAGUAAAGUAAGUAUAGCCAACUGAAAACACAGAUACAAUCAUGUUCUUUCUCAGUUGAGUCAGAAACAUAAUGUCCACUCCACCGGUGUUUCCAGCUAUUUUUAACCUUAUGUUUGGGAAACCCCUACUCUCUGAUGCCACAUACCGUAUGUACAUUCUACAUAGUGUACAUGUAGAAUACUCGUGCUGAAUGGGGCCCUGAAGCAUUCCAGUGUAUGUGCUCUAUGAGCAGCAGACUGAGUCAGCUUAUUGAAUCACAUUCCACUCAGUUGAGUCUCUCCUCUAUCACACAGAUUAACUAAGGACAAGCCACACUAAUCUCAUUUAAUUUGGUCAUUUGUGGUGUUUGUGUGCCAUAUCUCUAUGCGAGUGGUUGUAUGCCAUGUGUGUGACCCUCACGGGACAGUUAUAAUAAGCCAUUGUGGCAGCCAAAUGAGCAGUGUGGGGAUGAAGAGAGGAGACUGGGUUUGACACUGGUCUAUUCAGGAAUGCUCGGUAGCUCGCAGAAUCCCCAUCUCUCGAAAACUCUCUCACUCACACACAGAACAGUCCAGUCUCUUACACACCGAGCAAUCCAGUCUCAUCCGCGUGCUCCGGAACAUUCUUUCACGUCAAUACAUCAGUUUCAGAAGAGUCCAAUCUCUCUCAGGAGAAAUAACCCCUGGAGAAGGAGAGAGAAACAGAGGAGAGGCGAGAGAGUGCUCCAUGGAGACAGCCUGGACACUGGGUCGAGCGUGAGUCAAAAAGCAAGAUUUUAAAAAGAGGGUGUGUGUGAUUCUUCUCCAUCGACUCUACGUUUUCUUUGUGAGUAACUGUCUAUCAUCUCUCAACUCAAUCGGAAAAACUGAGUGUUCGACUGAGAAUUUUCUGGACCAUAUUUAAGAGAGCUCUAAGAAAUAGUUGUAAGAUGUGAAGAUAUGUGUUCACAUCUGAAAGGUGUCUGUAGGUUAAAAAAAAAUGUUUCAGAUGAGAAUAAGUAAUAACUCCAGAAUCAAAACUGCAGCUAGAGGUCAGCAAAUGGUGGCAAAUAAAUACUGUGCUCUUCCUCCCUGCUUUUCUCUCUCUCUCUCUCUCUGGAGAAGUUUAUGGUGUGUAAACAUGAUCCUGCACUAGAACACUGUGUCCUGGGUAUUGAGUAACUCGCCAACCCUUGCACCCCUGCACUCCAAACCUCUGUGUGUCUGUGUGUGUGUGUGUGUGUGUGUGUGUGUGUGUGUGUAUGGGGGGCGCGACUCAAGUGUGUUACUGUCCACCUUCCACUCCCCUGUGUGUUUUCCAAGUAUCCGGAUACAUCAGUCUGUCAGCUCCACCUGACAUAUGACAAGCCAUGGUGAUGACCUCAUAUCCUCCCCUCCCCCUUCCUUUCCUUUCUCUCCCUUCCCUUGUCCUCCCAUCAGUCUCACACAGACUGUGUAUAAACAGUUACGCUGUCAUUAGCUGGAAUGUCCCACUGACACAGAAACAGAGGGAGGGACUGAGACAGAGGGGGAGAGAGACUGAGUACGACAAACUGAAAGCAGCAGAGAACUAAAGUGGAAGCACUCGGAUUGUCCGAAAAACGACUGAGGGGGGAAAAAAUCAGAAGAAACUGAAGUACAAGGAGGAGAAAGACAGUGAAGGAGUCAUCAAAACAGCGAGAGGAAUAGAGCUAGAGAGUAUUGCUGCUGUUCUCCGACACCUAGACAAAACAGUGCUGCUCUCGCUCACAAAAUGGCUUCCAAGGAACGCAGAGGAUGAGUCGGAGCCUAACUCACGAGGGAGUGUCUGCCUGUCUGUCGUCCUGUGAAUGUGCUAGCCUUAAUCUGUGGGCAUUGUUUUGGUAAAUGGAGCAAAAUAAUGUAUCGCUGUUGACUCAUCCACCUAAGAGCAUAUUGCAUGCCACAUAUACAAGUGGUGACAGAUGAUUUAUUUAGUCUGAUUCAGACAUGGUCUUUCAUGUGAGAGCCUGAGAGAGACAGUCUCUGCUGACUGCAGGGUAACAUGACAGGACUCAUGUUUUACUGUGUGUGUGCGCAUGAUUAUGUGCGCACACUGUAUGUGUGCAGUGUUUUGUAUUUCUCUAAUAUGUUGCCUCCUUGUCCUCAGUGUGUCUGAUGGGCAGCAGUAGCAGCAGCAGGCUGUUUGGUACCCUGGCCCAGACCCUGAACAGUGCUCCACUGGCCCAGCAGGACUACGACCCAGAGCACCAGGACUCAGACCAGGACCCGGAGGGCCUGGAGCAGGCCGACCCAGACCAGCUGCUCAGGGAGUGCGAGAAGAUCCUCCAGAACCGGCCGGCCCGGCCACACAGGGACCUGGUCUACCCUGUAGACCCUAAACACCAGCACCAAUACAGGAACAAUGAGCAACAGCAAACACCAUCUAUACGGGUCAUGACAUGGAACAUCCUAGCUCAAGCUCUAGGGGAGGGUAAGGAUGGCUUUGUGCAAUGUCCUCUGGAUGCUCUGAACUGGGCUGAGAGGAAGUACCUGAUCCUGGAAGAGAUCCUCACCUACCGCCCUGACAUCCUGUGUCUCCAGGAAGUGGACCACUACUACGACACCUUCCAGCCCAUCUUGGCCAGCCUGGGCUACCACAGCACAUUCCUUCCCAAGCCCUGGUCCCCCUGCCUGGAAGUGGCCAGCAACAACGGCCCUGAUGGCUGUGCGCUCUUCUACCGCCGUGCCCGCUUCAGCCUCCUCCACACCUCCCACCUGCGCCUCUCUGCCAUGAUGCUGCCUACCAAUCAGGUGGCCAUCGUGCAGACGCUGCGUUGCCGGGAGACGGGUCAGAGGCUGUGCGUGGCUGUGACCCACCUGAAGGCGAGGAGUGGCUGGGAGAGGCUGAGGGGGGCCCAAGGGGCUGACCUACUGCAGAGCCUAAAGGCUAUCACCUCGAGGGCGGCUGGGUCAGACCCAGUCAGUAGGGGACCUGGGGGAGGGAGUGGGACAGAGGGGGUGCCUCUGCUAGUGUGUGGGGACUUUAACGCUGAGCCCUCAGAGGACGUGUACAGGCGUUUUAUUUCCUCCCCCCUGGGUCUGGACUCCGCCUAUAAGCUGCUGAGUGCAGAUGGGCAGACGGAGCCGGCCUACACUACCUGGAAGAUCCGUCCCUCAGGGGAGAGCUGCAGUACCCUGGACUACAUCUGGUACUCUCACGGUGCUUUCACUGUGGACACCCUGCUGGACAUACCCACUGAGGAACAGAUAGGACCUGACCGCCUGCCCUCAUACCACUACCCCUCCGACCACCUCUCACUGCUCUGUGAUGUCAGCUUCAGGGAGCCACGGGAUCAACCUCAUAGGCUGAUGUAGGUUGCCUAUCCGAGGCUUCGUGCAAUAGGGUCCCAGUUCUGGACAGUCCUGGAAGAAUCGACUGGAUCAAACAACAUGUGGGAGUGUGAUACUGGAGAAGUGAAUGCUUAUUUUACUUGAACUGGUGCUGAAAUUUGAUUCUGCAGACUUGACACCAGAGAGUAGUUAUUUAUUUUUUAAACCAGUACUUGUUUUCUGUCAAGUGAGAUGUUAUCCCUCAUGAUCGUUUUUCUUCAUAUGAGGUGUAUAACUGGUUUAAAGUAAUUGGAGAAUAGGAUCCUAUCAAUACUGUAACUGCUAUUAUUUUCAGUGCUGUGGCAACAAGAAUGCCAAUGAGCAUGUCAAAAUAAAAUACUUACAUUCUGA